Molecule: messenger RNA, 3195 nt
Organism: Clunio marinus
Lineage: Eukaryota; Metazoa; Arthropoda; Insecta; Diptera; Chironomidae
Source: the annotation of a GenBank genome assembly
GAUUCCGGAAGAUUUCGGAUGUUGAAAUUACGCAGAACACAACUUUUAUGUUCUCUCAAAUUAAUGCUUAAAAAUAUGGACACAAGUAAAGUUAAAGUGAAUAAAGGUAGAAAGAAUCUUCCUAAAGAAGAAUUAGACAAGCUUUCAAAGGAUGAACUCGUAGAAAUGAUUAUAAAAUUGGAAGCUCAUAAUAAACAACUGAAAAAUAUUCUUGAAAAGAAAAUAAAUCCAGUAAAAGAUGAAUGUAAACGUAAGGAAAGUGACCGGUCAUUUGAUUUUUCAAAGCAUCCUAAACGUCACGUUUUGCUGAAGUUCUGCUAUCUGGGAUGGGACUACGAAGGCUUUGUCACUCAGGAAAACACGAUAGAAACAAUUGAGCAUCAUCUGUUUGAAGCACUCACAAAAGUGUGUCUAAUUGAAAGAAGACAGACAUCAAACUAUAAUCGAUGUGGAAGAACCGACAAAGGCGUUUCUGCAUUUGAACAAGUCAUCAGUAUUGAUCUGCGAAGUAAAAUUGAUGCCAAAGAUCAAUUGACACAAUCUGGAAUUGUUUCUGAAAUCAAAUAUUGUUCAUUGUUGAACAGAGUCCUUCCGAAGAAUAUUCGCGCGAUUUCAUGGAUGCCGUUGGUGACUCAAACUUACAGCGCACGCUUCGACUGCAUUGGCAGGACUUAUCGAUAUUUCUUUCCUCGAGGCGACUUGAAUGUCAGUAAAAUGCAAGAAGCUUGUUCUUAUCUUGUUGGAUCUCAUGAUUUUCGUAAUCUUUGUAAGAUGGAUGUGGGAAAUGGAGUCGUUCAAUAUAUCAGAAGACUUGACAGCGUCAACAUUAAAAUAGCAUCGAAAAAUCAUGAAAAUCUUGAAGAGUUUGAUUUGUUGUUCCUCGAAAUCAAAGGAUCAGCUUUCCUAUGGCAUAUGAUUAGAUGCAUUGUAUCAAUACUUAUGAUUGUUGGACAGCAAAGAGAAUCACCGAGCAUAGUAAAAGAAUUGUUGGAUGUCGAAAAGAAUGAACAGAAACCACAAUACGCGUUGGCCAGCGAAUUCCCUUUGAUUCUCUUCAAAUGCGACUUUCGUGAAGAUCAACAAGAUCCUGAAGAGUUACCACUGAAUAUUGACAUGCUUAAUAAAUGGAUUUACGAUGAAGAGGGAUUGAAAGAUGUCAUCAUUGAUCUGCAAGAACAAUGGUGCUCGGAAUCUGUCAAAUCAAUUAUGAUUUACGAAAUGCUUAAAGUUCUUCAAUCGCAAUAUGCCAAUCACUUCUCAGACUUUCCCGAAAUUAAUAUGCAAGCAUGCUCAUUGAACAGAGAUUAUAGGAAAAAGGAAUAUAAAAAACUUAUGGAUCGAGAUAAAGGUUUAACGUUGGAGGAUAGAAUUUGUCAUUACACAAAGCGAAGACGAAUUUUCCAUACUGAAGGUGAAACGUUAACAGAAGUUGACAGCAGCAGCAGCAAUAAUAACAAAAAUUAAAAAAAAAAGUUCGCUCAUUGAUGUUUUAAGAAAAAUUUUACUAUUACUAAAUAAAAAUUCUUUAUUUAACAUUCAUCUUCGUUUCGCUUUCAUAUUUUUCUCCAUUUUCUGAAUUUUCUUUUUCGUCGAUUGUCGAAUGGAGUCAACUUGUUGUUUAACACUUCCAUUCAAAUAUUGUUGAUUUCUGUUGUCAUCUUUGACGUCAAAUAUUUCUGUGACAUCAACUAGCCUUGAUUUGAAGAACAUUUGUGGUUUGAUGAUGUUUUCACCUGGUUUUCUUAAGAUACUUAGAAGACCCCAAGGUCGACCAUCACUUUGUUUGUUUUCUACUGAUUCAAGAAUCCACGCAGCGUUCCUCGUUUCCAUUUUAAAUCUUUCAAGUUCCUCAAAGCUAAGAUUUUUACUCACGUUGAGAAGUGGCUCGAGAGGAUUAACAAUCCACAUUGCUGAAUGGUCAGCUUUAAGCAUUGGACGUCCUUCAAGCAGCGAAACAGCUCGAUUAGAGAAGUCAAAUUGCGAGUAAAAUUCGAAGAACUGUGAAAGCAAACGACUUAACGAAUCUUUGUUUUGUGUUUGGAAUUUCAGAUUGUUGAUGUCGCGUUUGAAUGUACAAUUGACGUUACCAUCAGCGAUCCGAAUGUCUUCUUUUGUCGCUGACUUCACGAGAAGAGUCAGAGGCGGAAGAAUUGGUUUCUUUAAGCACUGUAGAAAGAACAACACUAAGAUUGUUAAUGAAAAGUUUGAAAUCCAACGACCUGGUGAUGGGUUUGUUAAGCCAGAAGUAUUUGCCCAUUUUCUAAUACAAAACGUUAAUGGUCUUACUCGUUCAUCCAUCUCACCGUAUAAAUAAAGAAGUUCCGACAUGUAAAGGCCAGUUAAACUUCCCAUUGAAAGAUCUACUUCCAAAUCAAGACAUUCGUGAUUAUAUUUGAUGAUUGGAACACGAGCUUGGAGGAUUCUCCGAACAUUUAUGAUGCCAGGAAGGAAAAUAUGAAGAACGUCACUGACUGUUUCCAUUUGUCGUUGGAUUUGAGUUCGUUCAUUUGCUAAACUAACUUUUGUAUGAAAAACUAAUCGUGAAUCGGAUGAACUGGGAAUACCUUGAUCCUUAUGUAUAUUCAAAGCAAUGUCUAAAUCGCAGCCCAUCUUUCCAAAGCCAUUAACUGAAGAUCCGAAUGGAAAUGCUUUGAUGAAAGGAAAAAUACCAGAAAAAGCUGUUUCCAAUUGUUUACAUAUUAGAAAUCUUAUUCUUGUCCCAAAAUCGCUUAGACAUGUUGCUCGAUAAACGGAUAAUAUUUGAUCAUCAAUAUUUUCAACGAAUUGAAGAUUUUCUUCAAGAGUUUUCUCAUCGAUAACUUUGAUGUCUUCAGAUUUGAGAAACGGCGGAAUUUUAUCCGAAAUUACAGAAGCUUUUCUUGUAUUUAAAGCUCUGAACCAAAGAAAACGAGAACUCACGGGAACUCCUAGGUUUUCCUCAUUGAAGCUUGCAUGAUUCAAAGCAUUGUCACAACUAGAAACAUCAUCAAACUCCAGCAGAAUGAAAUGAUUGUUUGCUUCUGAAAUUUUGUAAUGAAAUGCUGAUUUAAUCGAUCCAAAUUGGGAACAAUAGUUGAAUAGCUCCUUAUAAGAGUUUUCAGAAUUCACUUGAAUAGCUAACGACCUGCUUGCUUCAUGUCUUCGAUCCUUUAUCAUCUCAUCAAAACAAAUAAUUCUUUUUGAAUUUUGGUCGUC